AUGACGGCGGACCAGACGAUAGCCGCCGCCAACCCCACCAUGUCGCCGUCCAACGGGAACGGCACCGCGGGGCACGACCAACACCAACAACGACACCAACACCAACACCAGGAACCGCUCGCUCAGCAGCAACAACAGCAGCAGUCGCAACAGCAGUCUAACGGCGACCACCCGGACGACUGGACGCCGCGCAACAUGGAGGCCGACAUGCGCGCGCUGUGCCACGGGCUCAAGACCAAGGUCGACAACUUCCUCGCCGCCGACACCGCCGACGACGACGUCCUCCGCGCCGUCCAGCGCCAGGUCCGCGAGGCCAAGGGCGUCAUUGACAAGGCCCUCUCGCAGUACAGACCUGACGAGCUGGCCCUCUCCUACAACGGCGGCAAGGACUGCCUCGUCCUGCUGAUACUGAUCCUGGCCUCGCUGCCGCCGCACUUCCCGCCGCCCUCCUCGAAUCCUCCGCCGCCGCUGUCCUCGUGCGCCCCCGGAACGACCCCUUUCCCCGUCCUGCUGCAGGCCAUCUACAUCCGGCCCGCCGCGCCCUUCCCCGAGGUCGACGACUUCGUCGCCGAGUCGUCGCGCACCUACCACCUGGACCUGGCCACCAGCCGCCAGGGCCAGGACAUGAAGGCCGCCCUGGCCGAGUACCUGGCCGAGAUGUUCGCCGUCAAGGCCGUCUUCGUCGGCACGCGCCGCACCGACCCGCACGGCGCCAACCUUCGCCAUUACCAGGAGACGGACGGCGACUGGCCGCGCUUCAUGCGCAUCCACCCCGUCAUCGACUGGCAUUACCGCGAGAUCUGGGCUUUCAUAAGGGCCCUCGAGAUCCCCUACUGCCCACUAUACGACAAGGGCUACACAUCGCUAGGCGGCACAGACGACACACACCCCAACCCGGCACUUAAGGCCGAGAGCGGAAAGGAGGCGCAGUUCCGGCCGGCAUAUGAGCUGGUCGAGGACCGCGAGGAGAGGCUGGGUCGGGACUGA
Messenger RNA from Neoarthrinium moseri, 987 nucleotides. RefSeq lists its product as uncharacterized. Gene Ontology annotation, molecular function: FMN adenylyltransferase activity. The transcript has 3 exons. The coding region runs from base 1 to 987 and encodes 328 amino acids. The record is from RefSeq and is a predicted model, not a curated record. Gene Ontology annotation, biological process: FAD biosynthetic process. Lineage: Eukaryota; Fungi; Ascomycota; Sordariomycetes; Amphisphaeriales; Apiosporaceae.